Messenger RNA from Lactuca virosa, 1897 nucleotides. The record is from the annotation of a GenBank genome assembly. Lineage: Eukaryota; Viridiplantae; Streptophyta; Magnoliopsida; Asterales; Asteraceae.
UUAAUGCCCAUGAGAAGGGGGAACCCCCACAACCUACAACAUCCUAUCCUGAGUAUAGCAUGGUACCACCACAAAAUUUAACUCUCUAUGACUUAAUUUCGGCAACACAACCUUAUUUUAUUUAUUUAUAUAUCAAUUCUAUCUCCCUUUGUAUUUCAUCACAUCAAUCAUCUUCACAAAAAUGAUAUCAAAUAAUAGCCGGUGGUCUUGUUGGUCGGAACUAAUCACUAGCAAGAAAGACGACCUCACUUUCCAAUUACUCAUCUUUUCAGUCAUCUCCUUGUCUGUUUUUUGGUACAUAUUCAGGAAGGCCACAUUCCGGUUGCCGCCGGGACCUCGUGGCUUGCCGGUGCUGGGAUACCUUCCAUUUCUCAGCCCCGACUUGCACCAUGAAUUCACCAAAUUGGGUCAACGUUAUGGCCCCAUUUGUAAACUCCAGCUCGGACGCAAGACCUACAUCAUCGUCAGCUCGUCGGAUCUUGCUAAAGAAGUGGUGCGUGUGCAGGACGAUGUUUUCUCUAACCGAGACCCUCCGGUGGCUGGGAUUGUCCUCACAUACGGUGGCAAAGAUAUCGUCUGGUCCGACAACAACUCAUACUGGCGUAACCUGCGUAAAGUCUUCGUCUCCGAAGUCCUGAGCAACAAGAACCUUGAAGCUUCUCGAUCUUUCCGGCGAGCUGGAGUCAGAAAAAUUAUCAAGCACGUUUACGAAACGAUUGGGAAUGAGGUCGACGUCGGCGGGAUGGCGUUCACGUCGUCGUUGAGUGUCGUAACCAACAUGAUGUGGGGGAAAAGUUUGGAUGAAAAGAAAGAAAACAGUAAUCUUGGGGUUGGGUUCCGGGAGGUUAUUUCAAAGAUUGUGGAGCUUCUGGGAGCAGCGAACGUAUCGGACCUUUUUCCGGUACUCUCCAGAUUCGAUUUACAGGGUGUGGAACGAAAAAUAAAGCAGCAAUUGCAGAAGGUUGAUGAGAUAUUUCAGAGGAUAAUCGACGAUAGAAUGAGUGUUAAACCUGAAGAAUCAGUAGAACAACAGGGAAGAAAGGAUUUAUUGCAGAUUUUACUAGAGCAUAAACAAAAAGACAAUACAUCAACUUUCAGUAUUACCCAAAUUAAAGCCCUUUUCAUGGACAUUGUAACCGGAGGAACAGACACAACAUCAACAAUGGCGGAAUGGACAAUGGCGGAGGUUUUGAAACAUCCAGAGAUAAUGAAGAAGAUACAAGACGAAUUAGAGCAAGUCAUCGGCCUAAACAAUAUUGUUGAAGAAUCUCAUCUUCCAAGAUUAUGUUACUUAGAUGCGGUGAUUAAAGAAACAUUCCGUUUACACCCUCCACUUCCUCUGUUGAUAGGGCGAUGUCCAAAUCAAUCUUGCAAGGUUGAUGGAUACACAGUCCCAAAGGGUUCAAACGUGUUUUUAAAUGUUUGGGCAAUACACAGGGAUCCAAAAUACUGGGAAAAUCCUACGGAAUUUGAUCCCAAUAGAUUUCUAAACCCCGAUGGAACAACCAAAUACGAUUACAGUGGAAACAAUACCAACUUUCUGGCAUUUGGAUCUGGUAGGAGAAAGUGUCCUGGAAUUCCUUUGGGUGAGAAGAUGUUGGUGUAUCUUUUGGCUUCAUUAUUGCACUCAUUUGAUUGGACUUUGCCAAAAGACAAGGAACAUGAGCUUUCUGAUAAAUUUGGGAUUGUCUUGAAGAAGAGAAAACCGUUAAUGGCAAUCCCUUCUCAGAGGUUACCAGACAAAAAUCUAUACAUGUAAUAGAAACCAUCGGUACAUCAUCUCGUGUAUUGUGAAUACAGUUGUUGAUCAAUUUGAUUUUGGUCAUGUAAUCUUAUCUAUUUUGAUACCUUACUUUGACUUAUAUUAAAGGGAAGUAAUUAUGCGUCUAUUUAAUGG